AGGGUUAGAGAGGGAGAGAGAGCCGCUUUUUUCCCUUUCGCCGCUGCUUUGCUCCAUCCUCCCGUUCGUUUCUUCCCUCUUCCCUUUCUUUUUGAUCCAUUUGGGUGGCCGCCCCCUGAUCGGAGAAGUCGAGAUGGAGCCUUAUUUUGUCGACCCGACCGCGGUUCAGGUCGAGAAUGCCUUCCUCGAGUUCCUCAAGAGCUUCAGGUUGGAUCCGAUGGAGCCUCCGUACUACGAAGCUGAGAUAGAAGCGAUGAAAGCCAGCGAAUCGAGCACCAUCUUCAUCGACUUCUCUCAUGUCAUGCACCACAGCAAUGAUCUACAGUCUGCGAUUUCCGAUGAGUACAUGAGAUUUGAGGGGUACCUUAGAAAUGCUUGCAAGAGGUUCGUGAUGGAGCAGAGGCCCACCCUCAUCGCAGAUGACAGCCCGAACAAGGACAUCAACAUCGCCUUCUUCAAUCUCCCUUCCACCAAGAGGCUGAGGGAACUGACCACAUCAGAGAUUGGAAAACUUGUCUCGGUUACAGGAGUAGUCACUCGCACGAGUGAGGUUCGUCCCGAGCUGCUUCUAGGGACGUUUAAAUGCUUGGAAUGCGGGGGUGUCAUAAGGAAUGUGGAGCAGCAAUUCAAGUAUACUGAGCCGACAAUAUGCGCGAACGCUACAUGCCAAAACAGAGGUAGGUGGGCGUUGCUCAGACAGGAGAGCAGAUUCGCGGAUUGGCAAAGGGUGAGGAUGCAAGAGACUUCCAAAGAGAUUCCUGCUGGCUCCCUUCCUCGAUCGCUGGAUGUUAUACUCCGUCACGACAUAGUCGAGCAGGCUCGUGCAGGCGACACGGUCAUCUUUACUGGCACAGUAGUUGUGAUACCGGACAUAAUGGCCUUGGCCUCACCCGGAGAGAGAGCGGAAUGCCGUCGGGAAGCUGCACAGCGCAAUUCCACUGCUGGACACGAAGGGGUGAGAGGUCUUCGGGCAUUGGGCGUCCGGGAUCUUUCCUAUCGGCUUGCAUUCAUCUCUAAUUCAGUUCAGAUUUUGGAUGGUAGAAGGGACGUGGACGUCAGGAGUAGAAAGAAGGAUGCUGAAGAAGAUGACAGCCAAGAAUUCACCGAACAAGAAAUAGAGGAAUUCCGUAGAAUGAGGAAUACCCCCGAUUUCUUCAACAAGAUUGUUGAUAGCAUUGCUCCCACAAUUUUUGGUCACCAGGAUAUCAAGAGAGCAAUCCUCCUUAUGCUCCUAGGUGGUGUCCAUAAAAUCACCCAUGAGGGUAUCAAUCUGAGGGGAGAUAUCAAUGUUUGCAUUGUAGGAGAUCCGAGCUGCGCGAAGUCUCAGUUUCUUAAGUAUACUUCAGGUCUAAUUCCUAGAUCUGUUUAUACAUCGGGAAAAUCCUCCUCUGCUGCUGGAUUGACUGCAACUGUUGCCAAAGAACCUGAGACAGGGGAAUUUUGUAUCGAGGCUGGUGCACUUAUGCUUGCGGACAAUGGGAUUUGCUGCAUAGAUGAAUUUGAUAAAAUGGACAUCAGAGAUCAGGUUGCGAUUCACGAAGCUAUGGAGCAACAGACGAUAAGCAUUACUAAAGCGGGUAUACAAGCAACUCUAAAUGCGAGGACAUCAAUUUUAGCAGCUGCCAACCCUACUGGCGGGCGGUAUGACAAGGCAAAGCCGCUCAAGUACAACGUGAACCUUCCUCCUGCAAUUCUCUCGAGGUUCGAUCUAGUGUAUGUCAUGAUUGAUGACCCAGAUGAUGAAAUUGACUACCACAUUGCCCAUCACAUUGUGAGAGUUCACCAGAAGCGCGAAGAUGCAGUUACUCCUGCAUUCUCUACUGCGCAGCUAAAGCGUUACAUUGCAUAUGCAAAAACACUGAAGCCGAAGCUAAACUCUGAAGCCAGAAAACUGUUGGUAGAUUCAUAUGUUGCUCUCCGUAGAGGAGAUACAACUGCUGGAGGCAGAGUUGCUUAUCGCAUGACUGUCAGGCAGCUCGAGGCUUUAAUUAGACUUUCAGAGGCCAUUGCUUGCAGUCACCUUGAAACUCAGGUACAGCCACACCAUGUUAAGGUGGCAGUCAAGCUCCUGAAGACAUCAAUAAUAAGUGUGGAUUCCUCUGAGAUUGAUUUGUCUGAGUUUCAAGAUGGAGAUCAUACUCAUGAGAAUGAUGCAACGAAUCCUCCCGCUGGAGGUGAUGAUUCUCGGCCUCAAUCAAGAGAUGAUGCACCUGAGCAGACCCCAGCUGAUGCAGAAAAUGAUGCAAGUACAGUAGGUCCCCAGAAGAAGAAACUUGUGAUAACUGAUGAAUAUUUUCAGAGGGUUACACAAGCCCUCAUUAUGCGGCUCAGGCAGCAUGAAGAAGCUGUUAUACGAGAUGGGACUGGACUUGCCGGGAUGAGGCAAAGGGACUUGAUCCAGUGGUAUGUCGAUCAGCAAAAUGAGAAAAAUAGCUAUAGUUCCAUGGAGGAAGCAGCAACCGAAGUGUCACGCGUAAAAGCUAUCAUCGAGAGUUUGAUACGAAGGGAAGGACAUCUUAUCGUUUUAGAUGAUGGUAGUACCCAGGUGGGCGACGAUGGGAGGCAGCCCGUGUCUAGAAACGACAGAAUCUUGGCUGUGGCUCCCAACUAUGUCGUGGACUAAGUGAAUACAUGACGGAUGCAUAUGCUUCAAAACCAAGAACGUACAUCAGAGAGUUUGGUGAAAAUUACUGCAAUAGCUCAAUGCAGGUCGAAUAAUCUCUACUGAUUUGAUCCGGCUCUGUGUUGAGAUUGGGAUGGUCAUCACUGACGAGAUGCUGGACCAACAUGAAGGUUACUGUUGUAAUAUCCGGUGAUUAUUUAAUGUAACUACUGGACGCCGACUUUACCUUGAUGAUUUUUCGAUGAGGAGUUGUUUCUGUCAGCGCACCUCUCUCCCUGUAAUCUGCUCAGUCCCAUUCUCUUUUGACUUGCAAUUUUUAUGGUAUAAUUAUUAAGUUGCCGAGGGAUUCGGCCGCAUGAAACACGAGGGAAGGUGUCGAGGAUUCUGUUUUUAAAGGGAAAAGUGAUGGAAUUUAAACCUUCAUUUAUUAUAUCAAUAAAAAUAUGGAAUUUAACCUUCAUUUCUUUUUAUUGAGCAGAGGGGCAGCGAGUGGCUGAGUAGUCGACCUCUUUCCUCACCUUACCCGCAUCUACAAUCUACACAAAUACAAAAAAUCAAUUCCACAAACUCUCCAUCUCUCUCUCUCUCUCUCUCUCUCUCUCUUUUAAACUUUACCUCAACUCAACUAUAGACAGAUCAUUCAGGGUUCCUCUGUCACACCAGCAAAA
Punica granatum (pomegranate) is the source of this 3291-nucleotide messenger RNA. NCBI's taxonomy places the organism in Eukaryota, Viridiplantae, Streptophyta, Magnoliopsida, Myrtales, Lythraceae. The record is from RefSeq and is a predicted model, not a curated record.